This is a messenger RNA of Neofelis nebulosa (Clouded leopard), 4587 nucleotides long. It is a transcript of the gene PDE7B, whose product is annotated as phosphodiesterase 7B. Bases 549 to 1829 code for a protein of 426 amino acids. The record is from RefSeq and is a predicted model, not a curated record. NCBI's taxonomy places the organism in Eukaryota, Metazoa, Chordata, Mammalia, Carnivora, Felidae. The transcript is spliced from 14 exons. Gene Ontology annotation, molecular function: 3',5'-cyclic-AMP phosphodiesterase activity.
AGCGCUGAGGAGAAGUCAGACCGCAGGGGCCUCUACCUGCCGAGAGAAUGCGCUGGCAACGUGGGUGGGAGGCAGCGUCCCCUUCUGGCACCACAGAGUUGACAGUAAAGUAAGAAAAGCUCUCCUAGCGGCCAGACUUGGACGCCGUCCUCCCGCAUGGCGGCCUGCAGCUUUCCCAUGCUCGCCGCGAGACGAAGCUCUGGCCGCCUGCGGUCGGGACCCGCUUCUGCGGCAGCCAUUCAGACGGGUCGCGGUUCCCGCGCUCUGUGGGCAGAAACGCCGACCCCGACCCCGACGUGUGUGUCGUCAGCCGCUUCCAACCACUCGCCACUGCCUCCGAAGCCCGGCCGUGCCCCGCGGCGCGGAUUGGCACCACUGAUUACAUCACUUCCCUUCCUCACCUCUUCCUCUUCUCCAACUUGUUGCUGUAGAGGCUACGUGAGUUCAUUGUCCCUGGAAAUGGAGCAGACAGAAGAGAAAGCAGUGACUGUGUGAGGUGUGGUGAAAUCUUGUUUGAAAACCCUGAUCAGAAUGUCAAAUGUGUUUGCAUGCUAGGAGAUGUACGACUAAGGGGUCAGACGGGGGUUCCUGCUGAACGCCGCGGCUCCUACCCAUUCAUUGACUUCCGCCUACUUAACAAUACAACACACUCAGGGGAAAUUGGCACCAAGAAAAAGGUGAAAAGACUGUUAAGCUUUCAAAGAUACUUCCAUGCAUCAAGGCUGCUUCGUGGAAUUAUACCACAAGCCCCUCUCCACCUGCUGGAUGAAGACUACCUUGGACAAGCAAGGCAUAUGCUCUCCAAAGUGGGAAUGUGGGAUUUUGACAUUUUCUUAUUUGAUCGCUUGACAAAUGGAAACAGCCUGGUAACACUGCUCUGCCACCUCUUCAACACCCAUGGACUCAUUCACCAUUUCAAGUUAGAUAUGGUGACGUUGCACAGGUUUUUAGUCAUGGUUCAAGAAGAUUACCACAGCCAAAACCCAUAUCACAAUGCUGUUCAUGCAGCCGAUGUCACCCAGGCCAUGAACUGCUACCUGAAGGAACCCAAGCUCGCCAGCUUCCUCACACCCCUGGACAUCAUGCUUGGACUGCUGGCUGCAGCAGCACACGAUGUUGACCACCCAGGAGUGAACCAGCCAUUUUUGAUCAAAACUAACCACCAUCUCGCCAAUCUAUACCAGAAUAUGUCUGUGCUGGAGAAUCACCACUGGCGAUCUACAAUAGGCAUGCUUCGAGAAUCAAGGCUUCUUGCUCACUUGCCAAAGGAAAUGACACAGGAUAUUGAACAGCAGCUGGGCUCCUUGAUCUUGGCAACAGACAUCAAUAGGCAGAAUGAAUUUUUGACCAGGUUGAAAGCUCACCUCCACAAUGAAGAUUUAAGACUGGAGGAUGUACACGACAGGCACUUUAUGCUUCAGAUCGCCUUGAAGUGUGCUGACAUUUGCAAUCCUUGUAGAAUUUGGGAGAUGAGCAAGCAAUGGAGUGAAAGGGUCUGUGAAGAAUUCUACAGGCAAGGUGACCUUGAACAGAAAUUUGAACUGGAAAUCAGUCCACUAUGUAAUCAACAGAAAGAUUCAAUUCCUAGUAUACAAAUUGGUUUCAUGACCUACAUCGUGGAGCCGCUUUUCCGGGAAUGGGCCCGUUUCACUGGAAACAGCACCCUGUCGGAGAACAUGCUAAGCCACCUCUCACACAACAAAGCCCAGUGGAAGAGUCUGUUGCCCACGCAGCACAGAAGCAGCAGUGGUGGCGGGGGCAGCCCCGACCAUGCAGGCCAAGGGACCGAGAAUGAGGAGCAGACUGUGACCAAAGGCAACGCCCCGUAGUCCCAGCCAGCCUGCCCCUGCUCUGCACACGGAGAAGGAGAACCUCCUUGAGCAGAGGCCUCCUGACAGGGUGAAAGCUCUGAGGGGGUUCCUGCCAAUAAGCCCAGCCACCUCGUGGCUGCCGUCCUGGGGCUCUUUGGAAUGCUACCCUCCUCUAUUUUCCUGCCUCCUCUCCUCUUUUCGAGUGUACAGAAGCCAUCCGUCAUCUCAGCACUAGCUGCCGAAAUAAAGCAACUCCAUUUAGGAACGUGGGAGCUGAUGAGGGGCAGGCCUGCCCCUCCAGGAGAAGACUGGGGAGUCAGAAAGAGGUGCUUCUGCCAUGUUCCCCUCGGGCCCUGGGUCCCACUGUGACAGGUGACCGUCGCUAAGGCCAGAGCAUUUUAGUGUUAGCCAUCUGACUGCUGAUCUGCAUGACAAAAACACCAGCAUCUUUGGAGCUCCAAGGAGAUGGGUCUUGAGUGCGAGCGCACAAACCAGAGCGUGAGAGAAAGUACCUUCUAUUUUAAUAAUAAUUCUUAUGAUAAAAAUAAUAAUAAAUCUUUUUAACUUUUCUAUUUGAUGCACUAGACAAUGGAUCUAAAACUUUGGACUAAAAGAUUACUCAGUGUACCCAAACUUGAACAGGGGGUUCAUAGUUUUUUGUUACUGACUUUAUGCCACUUUGGGUCAGAGCUUCGGCAUCUCCUCCAUGUAAGAAACCACGUUUCCCAUCCCUUCCGAGGUGAAGGUGCUUACAGUUCGUUCCUUUGCACCAUUAGCCAAUCUGUCUUUUAUCAAUAACUCAGAUUCAGUGACACGUUUAUAUGCACACAUGUACAUUUUCUGUAAAUACCAAGCGCUACUGAUUCCCAUGCCAAAAUACAUGAGUAUUAUGGGAUUGCUACCUGUAUAAACAAUGGCACUGUGAACAGAAUACUGUUAGUUUUAAUACAAGAGAAUGCGUGUGUAAAUAGGAUAUAGAGUUUAUUAAUAUACGAUUGUUUGCAGAUAAAGGCCUUAACUUUAAACGUCUUUCAUCUUCUGAAAGCUGCCCAACGUAAAUCCUCACAGAUAUCCCUCCGAACUGCCUUCCCAUGUCCCUCUUUCUGCUUUCCGGCUAAGGUCACAAACCAAAACUGAAUAAAGUCUUUGAGGAAAUAUUUUGGAAACUUCACAUGCAUUCCGCUUGAGACCAUAGUGUUUAAUCUAUGGCACCAGGCACCGUUUCCUCAGCUUAAUGAGACGUUUCAACAAGCCUGAAGUCACUUUUCAACACAGCGAUGUUGCACACUCUGUUUUAACAAGCCAGCUGAUUAGCUUGCGUUUAUGCGACUCUUGUCUUGGACCAUGGCGGUGUGUCAGCCUUGCAGGAGACAUGGCAGGUCUCGCAAACCUUCUAUGACCCUGUCACCUAAUCAUCAGGGAACUUCCUGCUCUCCCACCACACUCUUGUCUGUCAUGGCUAAAGUACCAAAGCACCUUUGGUUUAUGGUUGGCGUGCAUUUCUUUGGUGUUAAUAGUAACUGGAUUUUUCUUUUUCCUUAAUUUCAUGUGAGCAACUACCUAACCGUUUAGCUGAAGUUAACAUUAUCUAAGUAAAGAAAACGAUUUCGGUUUUCUGACCGAAUUUCUCUUUCCGGCAGGUCAUUGUGGUUAAUUGCAGUUCUAGCGAACGGAGUCACCUUGGCAUUUUGUUAGCAGUUUUUCUCCAGACACUUGGCCAGAAAACCAGUUUGCUACAGCAUCCUCCUCUAGUGGCUAAACUCUGUGCAUUCAACCUUUUCCUUAGAAGUUCGAGCAUAACUAACGUUAGAUGAAAAUUGGCAUGUCCGUUUCUUCUUACCUUAAAUCAUGUUGAAGUGGGAGGACAGUAUUACGAUCAUUUCUGCCACUAUCAAGCUGUUUGGCAAACUACAAAAUGACAGCUCUCAUUUCCUACGUGCAACUGUCGUGGGGGUUUUUUUCCUCCUAACAUACCCAUGAAAUGUUAGAAACUUGACUGGUUUGUAAUACGUUUCUGUAGCGAGACUGAAGUGUGCAGAGUUAAGGUUUAAGGGAAAUUUUGGAGAGUUGGUUAUAUUUUCAUUAAAGUAAGAGAGAUUGUCAGAUGGUACUAAAGAAAGUGUGAAAACCUCAUGAAAUGGGUGGGUGAUAAGUUGAAAUUGUUGAUAUGGGUAAGAGAGAAGUUGUGAAAUCUUAACACCAACUUUUUUUUUCUUUCCAUAAUAACUAUGAACUGACACAUGAUUCUUUGUUGCUUUAAUCCUCUGAAGCUCUCAGCUUGGUGAGGCCCCAAAAGAGAAAAUGUUGAAUGUAUUCCUGCUUCCAAAUCUCUCUUACUUUGGUUUGAUGGUGCAGAGAGGGCUUCUGAGUGGUCUGUGUUUAACGUUCAGGAGAUCAAGUGAAGGAAAGCAAUUGUCGAGGACGAUACAGUAAAGAAAGAAGACACUAUUUAGCUACUGGGGCCUCUAUCUUGGGUUUAGGAAAUGGACUUUGUGUAAAUUAUAUUUAUAUUGUAACUUAAAUAAAUAAGAUUGGAGGCAUUUUUAGUAGUUCCAGGUUUAUAGGACAAAAGUGUCUAUGUCACUAUUAGGUCUUGAAGAAGAGCUCACAGAGAAAACUACCAAAUGCCCAACAGUUACAUCUAUGAAGCAGCUACUCGUACAAUAAAAAUCUGAAGUAAAACGAGACAUUAUGCAUAAACUAGAUGCAUUUUUGUCCUUCUCUCAACCAUCUGGAGUUUUCUUGAGUUCCUCAUGUGCUGGCAAAAAAAAAAGAA